AAUUUUAAUUAUAAGUUUAGCGAUUCACUAAUUUACAGUGUGUCAAGCCGUUCACAUGUAUUAUAUGCGCGUAAAUUCAGGCAUUUAAGUGAGUGAAUCGACGAUGAUGCGCUUAUGAUUUAUCAAUGAAGGGAAUGGCUACCAAAUUACAGGGACAGUCUGUGGACGAUCUAUCUGCACCUGUAAAUGAUGGCGCAGCAAAGUUCGUGAGCAAUUUUACGAAACGAAACUACUCGUUGAAGUCCAUUUUCAAGAAGAAAUGCGUUAACGAUACGGAUAAAUGUAAGGAAGUCUUGCUACCUCGAAGUGCUUUUGUGGAUUCUGACCUUCUGAAGGGGAACGUUGUAAAUUUUACCUUUAGUUCCGAAACGAAUGUCAAGAAUGGCGAGAAUGUCCCCAAUGUUCGCUCUCGAUCGGUAUCGCCCCUGCCCCGUAAAAUAUGUAAUGAUUACAGUUCCGUAUCGCACCUGCGCCCACCUGUUGAAAACCAGGACGAGCUUACACCAGAUACACGGGGUGAAAAGUCUCGGAGUCGAUUUUUCACUUCACAUCUUGUUUCUGACGACGAGUCAACUCCGCAAACCCAAAAUUUGUCGACUACUUUCCUUGAAGAAUUGAAAAUUUCUGCAAGGAGCGGGACUGGCACACCGUCCAGCCACGAGAACCCUGACGAGUGCGACGGAGGAGGGGACGAUCUCAGGAGGAAGAAGGGUCGACUGCGUGGUGGUGCCGCUUCCCCUGCUCUAGGGGACGGCGCUAGGAUGGGGUUCAGUGCAUGUCUGCAGGGCCCCGCGAGCCACGCUGCUCUGCUGGGGAGGCAGGAUGCAGAGGUGCGGCUGUUGGACACCAUGCGCAGGGUUCUCGUCGCCAGAGCAAAGUGUGACCGUGAUUACUCCACGGCGCUCACGCAUCUCGCGCACACCGCGGCCAAGAUGGACAUCCCCGACAAUGUUUUGCAGGAUUCCUUGCUACACAAGGCAUGGCUGGUGAUGCUGGAGAGUCUGGAGGAGUGGAGCAGCCUGAUGCGCCACAACGCAGACGUGCUCGUGCUGGAGGCCGUCGAGAAGCUGGCGGCGCUCAUAACAGAGAAGCGCGCCAGCAGGAAGGUUUAUUGUGAAGAACAUCUCAGGAUAACCAACGAGGUCGCCAGGUACCAAGAAGCUGUAAGCAAGGCGAAGGGGCACUAUGAACAAGCACUGGAACACUACAAGGGCGCCAAGGCAAAAUAUGAAGAUCACUAUUUAAAGAGUAAGCCGGGCCGAAAGUUGGACGAGCUGAAGGAGCGUUACCAGAAGUGCUGCAAGAAACUGCAUCAGCUGCACAACGAGUACGUGUUGCUGCUCAAUGAAGCUGCAGACUACGAGAGGGACUUCCGCACCGUGCUGCUGCCUGGUCUGCUCGAGUAUCAGCAGACUCUGCAGGAAGACAUGGUUACUAAGUGGCGUAGCAUCCUGAGCGAGGUGUGCCAGCUGACAGACACGACGCAAGGGCGCUACGCUCACCUGCAGCAGCUCAUAUCCGCCGCUGUGGAGGCCGUCAGUCCCACCGCUGAGUACCAGACCUUCGUGGAGACCAACAGAUCGACCCCUCCUGACGCGGUUGUGUUCGAGUUCAGCUCCUCGCUGCUGGGUGAUGGGGUGGGCAGCCUACAGGCAGGUCAGCUCGCUGUCGACUCCCUGACGGUGGACAACCUCAAGCAGCGCCUGGCGGAGCUCGAGCGCCGCCUCAGGGACGUGACCAGCGAGCACAGGGAGAAGCAGAGCCUCUUAGCGCAACAUGAGGCCGAGGCCGCCAAUAUUAAGAAGAACUCGGCUCAAGAUGUCGCCGUCGCAUCGCGGCUGCCGGUGCUGAAGCGUGCUAGCGACGUGCUGCGUCGGGAGCUGAGUGAGCUGCGAUGCAAGCAGUCGUGGCUGGAGAACCAGCGGCAGCUGAUAGACGCGCCCCUCACGGCCCUGGGCUGCGAGGAGGCGCCCCAGCCCUGGCAGACCCCCAGCCAGAUUAUUUUUACGAACCUCAACGGCGACUCGAUAUCAAGAUUCAACUCGAAGUCUUUACAGUCUCUCAAGUCAGUCUCGAAAGUGACGGCAAGUCCAGUGCGCGGUGACAACCUCUCGGUGCGCUCGAGGUCCUCUGCCAUAAAGGACAUCCUGAAGAAGCCCUUCCAUCGCACCCGCGGCGGGCAGGGCGCCAACAGCAGCGAGUCCCCCACGUCCACUCCCCCGACACCCACCCGUGCCAGCACCGAGGAGCCUGCAGGAGGAGCUGAGGUUCCUUCAGGAUCUCCUAGCUCCCUCCCUAAGGCAGCUGACGUCUCCUCCAGCGCGUCUCCCACGAAAACUAACGGCGUCGGGGAACUUACUUUAGAUCCUGAACGGCAGCUGGAGGACGAACCUUGGUUCCACGGCGUGCUGCCCCGAGAGGAGGUCGUGAGGCUGCUGAGGGAGGACGGGGACUUCCUGGUGAGGGAGAGCACGAGGAACGACGAGCGCCAGGUCGUCUUGUCCGUCAGUUGGGGCACUCACAAGCACUUCAUCGUGCAGACCACGCCUGAGGGCCACUACCGUUUCGAGGGCCCGGCGUACCCCAGCAUCCAGGAGCUGAUCAUCUACCAGCACAAGUGCGGUCUGCCCGUCACCAACAAGUCUGGCGCUGUCCUCAGAGCUCCCAUCUUCAGGGAGCACUGGGAGCUUAACAACGAUGAUGUGCAACUUGUCGAGAAGAUCGGCAGAGGGAAUUUCGGUGACGUGUACAAGGCACGUCUAGCUGGCUCAGGCCUGGACGCGGCGGUGAAGACGUGUCGUGUGACGCUGCCUGACGAGCAGAAGAAGAAGUUCUUACAGGAGGGACGCAUCCUCAAGCAGUACGACCAUCCAAACAUCGUCAAGUUCAUCGGCAUCUGCGUGCAGAAGCAGCCUAUCAUGAUAGUCAUGGAGCUGGUGCCUGGCGGGUCACUGCUGAGCUACGUGCGCAGCAACAAAGGCAAGCUCACGGAGAAGCAGAUGACGGGCAUGUGCCGAGACACCGCCGCCGGCAUGGCUUACCUCGAGUCUAAGAACUGCAUACACCGCGACCUCGCUGCUAGGAACUGUCUUGUUGGUGAGAGGACCAUAGUGAAGAUCUCAGACUUCGGCAUGUCGCGGGAGGAGGAGGAAUACAUCGUCAGCGACGGCAUGAAGCAGAUACCCAUCAAGUGGACCGCUCCUGAAGCCCUCAACUUCGGGAAAUACACGUCGCUGUGCGACGUCUGGAGCUACGGGGUGCUGUGCUGGGAGAUCUUCUCAGGCGGGGAGGUGCCGUAUCACGGAUACACCAACACCAAGGCCAGGGAGAUGAUCGACUCAGGGUACCGGAUGCUCGCGCCGCCGACGACACCCAAGGCGAUGUACCAACUCAUGCUCGACUGCUGGCAAUACGAGCCCGAUAACCGCCCCCACUUUGACGCUAUACUCAACGAGGUCGACAACAUCUACAACAGUCUAUAGCAGCAUGUUAAAUAGUUGGUUUAGGAAGGCAGUGUCUAUGAGAAUAUUUACAAUUGGCUGCAGGGCCUUCGAGAAUAUUUUUUAUUGACUUCAGUGCCUAUGAUAAUAUUUUCAGUAGUCUAUUGUACCUAUGAUAUUGUUCACAAUCUAUACGUAUAUAUAGCGCCUUUGAAGAUACUUACAAUAGUCUAUAUCGUUUGCGACAUAUCUGCAUAGUCGUUGGUGUUGUAGCAAAUCCUCUAGUAGAGCUUCUACUGUUUUAAAAUAUUUUUGCCGUAGCUUUAUGUGCUUGUGACAGAAUAUUCAAUAAUUUAUGAACCAUUGACAAUAUCUGCAAUCGUCAUUCGUCAUAAUAAUUGCCUAGACUAUAAUAUUUAACGCCCUGGCAUUGUGAUGUAUUAGUCUAUAUUGUCGUGGCAUUGAAAUGAGUAUGAACAAUAGGAUAUUAGGACGCAUCGCAUGAAUAUGAAUAAUGUAGAUGUUUCUAAGUUGUACAUUACUGUAUGGUGCGAAAUAGACUUGGUCGGCACAUUUGACGAUUGAGACUUCACUGCAACGAUCUUAGGUAAAACUUGUUUACAAAUGGACAGUUAACUACGUAAAUUCUGUACCAUAAAAGAAAUGUUGACAUCUCAAAAUAUUGAACAUCGUCACAAACUAAAGAUGCUCAUUAAAGUUUCAACGCGUAUGUUUUAUUUCUCGACUAUAUUAACUUCUUUGAGAACAAGCUGGCCAUCAUCGGUCACUAUCUCCUCUGUAAUAGGUCACGACAGCGCCUUAUGUUGUGUUAUUUUUUCAUAUUCAUUUUCCAAAUAUUCAACACAAGUGGAUAAUUAACAGAUUUUCCGGGAUGAGAACGCCAAGCCAUUAUGUAUAGCAAAUAGGUAUGAAAAUAUUUUAAAUUAUUGCUUCAUGACUGUCUUGUGUGAUGCCAAGUUUUGAGUACUGAAUUUCACCUUAAAGAAAUUGCACUUGUCUUCAACUUAUCAUGUUACUGAUGUUUUGAUCACUGUCGUGCACAUGCUUUGAUGUAUUUAUACAUUUAUGUAUAUUAGUACAGUUGCACAGUAGUUUUCCAGCUACAUAUUUUCUUUUUUAGGGUUGAGAGCUGCAAUCGUUUGAUCUAUUUAAUACGAGCACAAGUCUUGGGGCCGUAAUAUCAAUAAUAAUUAAGAGUUCGGAACUCCGUCGGCCAAUCACUGACGGCUUCCAAGCUAAUCCCACCAAUCAUACGCAGGACAACCAGCCGCUACGUGUACUUAGACCACUACGUGUAGUUAGGCUACUCGUAUUCUUACCGAAUUUUGAUGGUUCAGUCUUCGCUGUAUUCUAUCAAGCCAGAAUCUAUCGCAUUCAAAGAACGACAUUUGUAGACAGUAACGGCGUGCAUCAAGCAGAACAAGUUCGUGAGUAAGUCAACGUACGCGUAGAAAUGUAUGUGUUUUUACAUCGCAAAUGAUUCAGGAAUCUUACGAGAAUGAAAUCGACAUUUUUGGAGUAAAAUCCAGUGGGUAUGAAGCUAAAUUCGACGACGCAUAACUAAUCGUGCACAAACACUAUAAUUAUUGUUAUUAUGCUUAAUUUUAGCUAAUUUAAAAGAUUUUUUACGCUGGAAUAUUUAUUUUGUCUUGACCAUGGCAUAAUGACGCAGUUAGUUGCGUCCGGUAUAUAUGUUAAAUUAUUGUAAGGCUACCAUCAUUUCUACGGAUUCUCUGAUAAUAAGAUAAACUAAGACCUAUUCUAGAAUGUUUGUAACUUAUUUGAAGGCUUUUAUACCUUCUUUCAUCUGAAUAUUGUUAUUCAACGUAUUACAUGCUGAGGAAAAUUGAAUUUAAAUGAUUCUUCUUGUCUUGGGCGUGUUGGAUGCAUGCGGCAUCAAACCAGCUGUAGGGAUCGCUCGCCCCAACACGUGGGGCACGCUCGCUCCACACAAGGGGCAUUCUCGCCCCCACACGUGGGGCACGCUCGCUCUACACGUGGGGCGCGCUCGCUCUACACGUGGGGCACGCUCGCUCUACACGUGGGGCACGCUCGCUCCACACGCGGGGCAUUCUCGCCCCACACAUGGGGCACGCUCGCUCUACACGUGGGGCGCGCUCGCUCUACACGUGGGGCGCGCUCGCUCUACACGUGGGGCGCGCUCGCUCUACACGUGGGGCACGCUCGCCCCCACACGUGGGGUACGCUCGCCAAAGCAUUAACAUUUCCUCUCCGGGUUUCACUAUUAUUUCUGAUAUAUUUUUUCCCAUCGUUUGAUGUAUAAAGAAUGUGCUGCGUUGCGUGCCAUAAUAAGGAAGAAUAUUAGACUAGGAAAUUUUGUUAUAAUGAAGGUCUUGAAGAUAUUCGUCGAUGUUUUAACGGCGAUAAAAAAUGCGACGAUAUUCAUCUUUGGUUUAACGCUUGCAAGUGACCGGUUCAGUUAGAGGCCUGCGUUGACUUAGAGGUACGCGACCUUGUUUCUUCUGAUGAUUAUAGGAGCCCUAAACUUGCGAUGCCUGAAACACUUAAUGAUUUCAAAUCCAUCUGAUUUCGCGCCCGCUAUCUCUGCCCGAGAAAUUUUCGUAUUACUAAUAUUUCCAGCUGACUUUAAUUAAUGACAAGAUCGUAUUUGGGGAUUGUGAGCUAGCAAGGUUAGUUUAAGAUGGGUAUAUCAUAUGGAAGCGAUUUUGGUUAAGUAAAUAACUGGUUGCUUUACAGAAAUUGUAGGAAAUGAACCUUGAGACGAGCUUCAAGAUGAUCCUUUGUUGUACUUAGAUCUUUCUAAAAGUCUUGCAUACUAUACCUGGCACUACUGAAUCAAGAUGAUUAUACUUUGUGUAUUAAAGAAUUAAUUCACAAUGGGUUUUAAAAUAGACAAAAUAGUUUUAAAAUAGACAAAUCGCUUGAUAACAAGUAAUUCGUAACCUUUAUUCCAAGACUUGAACACAAUAAUUUCUUUCCAAAUGCCCCUGGGUAUUAAAUUUCAUAUCGGUUACACGAUAUUUAGAUUAGCAGUAUUUAUUGUGCAUUGUACUCUACAUUUCUCAGUUCUUGAAGAAUGUGUUCACUCAUUUUACGCUCAGUGUGUAAGAAGUGAUAUAGGCAGCUGUGUAAAGUGUACAUAAAUCUAGGCUAGGUCGAAUAUGUAAGCUUGAGUCUUGAGUGUGCAAUAGAACCAACGUGCGUCUAUAUUUUUAGACUCGUGUU
Molecule: messenger RNA, 6668 nt
Organism: Hyalella azteca
Lineage: Eukaryota; Metazoa; Arthropoda; Malacostraca; Amphipoda; Hyalellidae
Gene: FER
Product: tyrosine-protein kinase Fer
Exons: 17
Coding region: 126-3482 (1118 amino acids)
Biological process (GO): peptidyl-tyrosine phosphorylation
Molecular function (GO): ATP binding; non-membrane spanning protein tyrosine kinase activity
Source: RefSeq, a predicted model, not a curated record